AAACGUACGGCUGUCCUUCAUUCUCCAUCCUCCCCGCCCGCUCGAAAUCACCAAUAAAUAUAGCACAAACGGCCGUGCAAACACAAACAAACUGCCCUUCCCCGCAUCGACCAACAACCAUAGCGACGCGGCAGCAAGCCAGCAAGCUCCUCCUCCUCCUGCCCUGUCCACCAUGUGCUGCAGCGGCGACAACUGCUGCCUGCUCAAGUGCUGCGGCAAAUUGCUCUUGUUUCUCCUAUCAGCCGGCUUAUUCGUGCUCAUCUACUGGGCCAUCUUCCAGCCCCACCAGAUUCGCGCCACCGUCGGGUCCGCGACCCUAUCCAACCUCACCGUCUCCUCCGCCGGAGAGGUCUCCUACAAAUUCGCCGUCAGCCUCAGCCUCUACAACCCCAGCGUCCGCGUCGGCAUCUACUACGACACCAUCGACGCCGAGCUCCGCUUCGGGGACGCCGUCCUCGGCCCGGCCGCCAACGGCACCUCCCCGCCCGAGUUCUACCAGCGCAGGAAGACCAGCGACGACGUGAGGCUGGAGUUCGACUACGGGAGGCCGGGCGUCACCGUAGGCAGCGACGUCGCCGGGGAGCUCGAGAAGGAGAUGAAGAGCGGGGGGACGGUGAGCCUGGAGCUCGACGUGGACCUGCGGGUGAGAUACAAGUUCAGGAUUUUCAAGCUGCGCCAGAAGCCGAGGAUAUGGUGCUCGCUGAGCAUCCCGGUCAAGGCGGAGGGCCCGGGCCCGGGCGUCGGCGGCGCUGUUGCCCCCGGCGACCGGUGCAGGGUCAAGUACUGAUGAAUGCUGCUGGUUGAGUGGACUUUUUUCCUUUUGAUUUUGUUUUGGCGAGUAAAUGUUGGAUGGGCAGUUGUGCGCGUUUGUGCUUUCUUUGCUUGGAGCGAGAUUGGUGAGCUCAAGUUAAUUCCUGCGGAGGCAGAGAUCGUUAUUGUUAGUGACGCUAUUCUUGAUAUGAUGGAACAUUCAGUGUAAUAUUGGAUUAUUCAUUCAUUUGGGAGUAUAUGGCCAUGUUUAGUUUCCA
This is a messenger RNA of Setaria italica (foxtail millet), 1028 nucleotides long. Its product is annotated as NDR1/HIN1-like protein 3. The transcript has a single exon. Gene Ontology annotation, biological process: defense response to other organism. The record is from RefSeq and is a predicted model, not a curated record. Bases 173 to 787 code for a protein of 204 amino acids. NCBI's taxonomy places the organism in Eukaryota, Viridiplantae, Streptophyta, Magnoliopsida, Poales, Poaceae.